Messenger RNA from Halichondria panicea, 3659 nucleotides. RefSeq names its product elongation factor-like GTPase 1. The transcript has 14 exons. NCBI's taxonomy places the organism in Eukaryota, Metazoa, Porifera, Demospongiae, Suberitida, Halichondriidae. The record is from RefSeq and is a predicted model, not a curated record. The coding region runs from base 358 to 3606 and encodes 1082 amino acids. Gene Ontology annotation, biological process: cytosolic ribosome assembly. Gene Ontology annotation, molecular function: GTP binding; ribosome binding; GTPase activity. Gene Ontology annotation, cellular component: cytosol; ribonucleoprotein complex.
AUAGAAUGUGCUCUCAUUACCUCUAAGUUUUCUUGGCUCAGGCCCUCGCAAAGUGGCUCCAGGUCUCCCAUAUUAAGAACAACUGGUACGGUAGGUCGUCGAACCUGUAAGCAUUCACAGUUGGCAGUCAAUCCACUGCAAACACAGAUAUCCACAACUCACCAAGAAGCGAUUUUUCCUUGCUGUUCUUCUAAUUAUACGAAAUCCCAUCUCCACUGAGUAGCCUAAUAUUGUAAAAUUAAAUGUCCACAUGGCUGCAGGUGAUUGUGCAAUCUACUCGAAUCUAUUAGCCUACUAGCUCUCCACAAGCCGGCCAGGCCAUCUUGCUAUAAUAUAAAAUUUAUCACUGGGACAGGCAUGAUCUCUACUGCUACUCUAACAGAAAAGGUCCAACGGCUGCAGAAGUCUCCAUCCAACAUCAGGAACAUCUGCAUUCUGGCCCAUGUGGACCAUGGGAAGACUACACUAGCUGACUCACUGGUGGCUAGCAACGGGAUAAUAUCUCAGAGACAAGCUGGAAAGCUGCGUUACCUUGACGAUCGUGAGGAUGAACAGCUGAGGGGAAUCACGAUGAAAUCGAGUGCAAUAGCUCUACAAUAUAUAACAAGUCACAAUGAGUAUUUGAUUAACCUGAUAGACUCUCCCGGUCAUGUGGAUUUCUCGGGUGAGGUAUCUACUGGCCUCCGACUCUGUGACGGUGCUCUGGUUGUCGUGGACGCCUUGGAAGGGGUGUGUCCUCAGACGCAGGCCGUGUUGCAGCAGGCGUGGGUGGAGGGGAUCAAACCGUGUCUGGUCAUCAAUAAAGUGGACAGGCUUAUAUUGGAGCUGAAUUACUCGCCGACAGAGGCCUACUACCAUCUGCAGCAGAUCCUGGAACAGGUAAAUGCUGUGACUGGGUCACUGUUCACCACUGAGGUCAUGGAGGCAGCUGCCACUGGAAACAAGGAUCAUUCCACUGACAAGGACGCUUCUACACAAGAGGGGGGAGAGGAGGAGGUGGUGUACGACUGGAGCGCUGGUCUGGAAGAUACUGAUGACUCGGCAAUUUACUUUUCCCCUGAGUUAGGCAACGUGGUGUUUGCAUCCGCUCUGGAUGGGUGGGGCUUCAGUGUCAGCCAUUUUGCCGAGCUAUACUCCAAGAAACUUGGUAUCCGUGCCGACGUGCUCAACAAGACCUUGUGGGGCGACUAUUUCCUCAACACCAAGAGCAAGCGAAUAUUCAAAGGAGCUCAGGCCAAGGGCAAGAAACCUCUGUUUGUACAGUUUGUACUGGAUAAUAUAUGGGCAGUGUACGAUGCAGUGGUUGUGAGCAAGAAUAAAGAGCGUAUUGAAAAGAUCGUGUCGAGCAUGCAGUUGAAGAUAAGUGCUCGAGACUCACGCAACAACGACCCCAAGGUACACUUGGCCGCCAUUUUCAACCAGUGGCUCCCGCUGGCUCCGGCACUGCUAUCCAUGGUAGUGGCCCACCUCCCUAGUCCAGAGCAGCUGUCUGGAGAUAGAGUGGAGAAGCUGAUGUGCAGUAAUGCAAGAAUCUUUGACUCCUUUCCUCUGGAGACACAGAGACUUAGAGAUGAUUUCAUCUCUUGCAAUAAGAGUGUGGACUGCCCAACGAUCAUCUUUGUCUCGAAACUCUUCACUGUUGACAGACAAACGCUACCAGUACACCAAGUCAGACCACUGACUGAGGUUGAGAUAGCUGAGCGUAGACAGAAAGCCAGGGAGGCCCACCAGGCAAGGAUGGCAGCACGACAGGAAGAGGAGGAGGCCACUCGUGAAAACGAGUCUGCACCUAGUUCCACAAGUGCCUCGAGGCAAACCAGUUCCGAAGAGAUUCAAGACCCCACCAUCUUUCUGGCGUUUUCUCGAGUCUACAGCGGCGUUAUACGUCGAGGACAACAGCUGUUCAUCUUGCAGCCUCGCUACGACCCCAGCGAUGACAUCAAAAUGGUCGAUACUGCGCAAGGCCUCCCAGAACACUGUGCUAGCUUCACUGUGGGAGAUCUCUAUAUACUAAUGGGGAGACAAGUACUACCUGUCGACGAAGUUCCUGCUGGAAACAUUGUUGGAAUAGCUGGAGCCGAGGAUUACAUCAUCAAAUCUGCCACCAUUUCGAGCACUCUAGCAUGCCCUGCUUUUCGGCCCAUGGUCUUUGCAGCUUCUCCUAUAGUACGAGUUGCCAUAGAACCCCUAAACGCUGCCGACAUGCCAGCUCUGGUGAAAGGAAUGAAAUUGCUGAAUCAGGCAGAUCCGAGUGUGGAAGUGUACGUUCAAGAAACAGGGGAGCAUGUACUAGCCACAGCCGGAGAGGUCCAUCUCAAGAAAUGUAUCGACGAUCUGCGCAAAUCUUAUGCGAAAGUUGACGUUCGAGUUUCGGAUCCAAUUAUUCCAUUUAGGGAAACUGUGAUUCCCCCUCCAAAAAUGGACAUGGUGAAUGAAGUAAUUUCUAGCGAGAAUGAGAUUACAGGCCUCUCUACUCUUCAAGAUUCUAGGGAACAAAUGACCAAUACCACAACUUCUCAUAAGACUCAGUUGUUGAACGUGGAGGCUGUUUCGUUGCCUGAGGACGUCACAAAACUGUUAGAAACUAACUCCCAAUUUCUUAAAUCAUUGGCACUACUAACAUCAAGCAAACGUGAAGUCAAGCUCAACCAAGAAACAAUCGAGAAACUUCUAGAACUGAAAUCAUCUUUGAAAUCUGCAUUCGAAUCUCCCUGCCAUGGCGAUACCAAAUGGGAAAAUGCCGUCGAUCGAAUCUGGUCCUUUGGGCCGAAACACAUUGGUCCAAACAUUCUACUAAAUUGUGUUUCUUCGUACCAACGUUCUUCUGUAUGGAGUGUUCUUGAGACCCAGUCAACCAAGUGCCCCUUGAGAGACAACGAUAAUAGUAUUGUGAGUGGAUUUCAAUUGGCCACACUAUCGGGUCCGUUAUGUGAGGAGCCGAUGCGAGGGGUGUGCUUUGUCCUCCGAGAAUGGAACGAGAUUGAGCUGAUAACCGAGGAUGCGAACGGUCAGUCUAAAAGAGUUGGCCUGGACACCAAAAACAUAUCAAAAAAUACUGGAGAACAAAAUUUCGAAAACUCUACAAGUGUUUUUGCCCCAAGAAAGAAAAUAACUUCUGGCCAGUUGAUAUCGUCAAUGAAAGAAGCUUGCAGGAGAGCGUUUCUGGCUCGACCAGCUAGACUAAUGGCUGCAAUGUAUACCUGUCGUAUCCUAGCAACGGCCGAUGUCUUGGGACGAUUAUACAGUGUCAUUGGGCGUUGUGUUGGACGAAUUAUAUCUGAGGAAAUGAUCGAAGGGUCGACUGUGUUCUCAGUUGAAGCACUCAUUCCAGUGGCAGAGAGUUUUGGGUUUGCAGAAGAACUGAGAAAGAGGACGAGUGGUCUAGCCAGUCCACAGCUCGUCUUCAGUCACUGGGAGGUGAUUCCCAGUGAUCCGUUCUGGGUACCCUCGACUGAAGAGGAGCUGCUUCACUUUGGAGACAAGGCUGACUCGGACAACGUUGCCAGGGGAUACAUGAAUGCUGUGAGGAGGCGGAAGGGUCUUCAUGUGGAUGAGAAGAUUGUGGAACACGCUGAGAAACAGAGAACUCUGAAAAAAAACAAAUGAAUGUUUUUUGUUUAUGUAUGUGCUAUCAUAAUAUCUGGAUUUGCAUUACUGUG